AUGAAUGGUCAUUACAGGUUAUUGGAACUGAAAUCAACACAAAUGGAGAUUUAUUAAUACUUGUAACUCAGAGAGAAUUGGCAGAUUUAAGGUUACCUGCGUCAGCAAAACCUAGAAGAGGAUUUUUUGACAAAUUUGUUUAUAACGAUCAAAUAUAUUCAUCACAUCAUCCAACUAAAGUUAAUGACGAUCCUUGGGAAUUAAGAAUGGUUAUCACAGCUUCACAUUUAGAAUUUUUAUGUUUAAAUGAAUUGGAUGUGAUUGCAGUAAAAAUAUUAAAUAUUUCUAAAUCCGAAUCAUUUUUAUCAGAAAAAAAUAUAAUGUUUGGCAACAUUUUAUUUAUACUAUUUGAAAAUGGAAACGUGGCAACUUUUAAUUUAGAUAAAGGUGAACAAGAAAUGAAAUUAGGGAUAGUUAUUAGAAAACAGUGGCAAAUGUAUUUAG
Molecule: messenger RNA, 444 nt
Organism: Entrophospora candida
Lineage: Eukaryota; Fungi; Glomeromycota; Glomeromycetes; Entrophosporales; Entrophosporaceae
Source: the annotation of a GenBank genome assembly